Messenger RNA from Telopea speciosissima, 1050 nucleotides. RefSeq lists its product as uncharacterized. The transcript is spliced from 5 exons. NCBI's taxonomy places the organism in Eukaryota, Viridiplantae, Streptophyta, Magnoliopsida, Proteales, Proteaceae. The record is from RefSeq and is a predicted model, not a curated record. The coding region runs from base 1 to 1050 and encodes 349 amino acids.
AUGUUUGACAUAGAUGGUGUUGUAGACCAACACAUUGUACUGAGUGUUGGUCAAGAGUUUAUAAAUGUUAAUCAGUUUAGAGAGGUGUUGAUGGAAUAUGAAAUUCAAGAAGGAAUUCAGGUUUUGAAGAAGCAAAAUGAUAAGAGCAGAGUUACUGGAAUUUGCAGUGGGAGAGGUUGUCCAUGGAGGAUUCAUGCUUCACCUAACAAUGAUGGGAUCACCUUUGUAAUCAAGACACUUAAUCCCAAUCACAUAUGCCAGAGGACUAAAUAUAUUAUCAAUGAAGAAACUGAUGGCAGUCAUGCAAGGGCAUAUAAGAAGUUACAAAAUUAUGGGCUUUUGGUUAAGGAGAAAAACCCUGGGACAGAAUUUCAAGGCUUCUUGAAGGGAUGUAGGCCAUUCAUUGGCCUUGAUGACUGUCAUCUAAAGGGAGUAUAUAGUGGAGUAUUGGUUUCAGCAAUUGCAAUUGAUGGGAACAAUGGAAUGGUUCUCCUUGCAUAUGGUGUGGGUUUGAUUGAAGCAUUUGGAAUCAAGUUCCCAGUAGCACAUCAUAGGCACUGUAGCAGACAUCUAUAUAAUAAUUUCAAGACACAGUUUGGAGGUGGGCCUACAUUAAGGGGAUACUUCUGGAGAGCAAGUAAAUCAUAUAAUGCUACGGGUUUUCAAAGGUCUAUGAAUACCAUGAAAGAGGAGAAGCUAGAAGCAUAUGAGUGGUUGAUGAAGACUCUUGUCUAUAUGUGGGCAAGACAUGCUUCUGAUCAUAAAGCCAAUAGUAAUCGCAUUACCAAUAAUAUGACAGAGUCAUUCAAUCAAUGGGUUGGACCCUUCAGAGGCAAGCUAACACUUAUCUUAGUUCAUCAAAUUAGAUUAAAAUUGAUGGGUAGAUUUCAAAAAAGGGUAAGAGUUGCUGCAAAGGCUAUUGGUUGUUGUUUAGGAUGGAGAGUUGCUGUCAUGGAUGGAGAGGUUACUGUCAAGGAUGCAGAAGCUGUCAAGGAGGGUGUUGCUGUCAAGGAUGGAGAAGUUACCAAGGAUGAAGUUGCUGUAAUAUGA